AUGGAUAAUUCAGCUAUGAAUCGAAAUGUAUUAAAUGUUGUGACAAAUCAACCAAUUCGAGAUACUUCAAAUCAAAAUGUUAAAAUUCGUCCAUUAAAAUCAAAUAAACCGAAUUUAGUACAACAUCUUACUCGUUCGAAUCCAAUUCAAGUUUCAUCUGGAUUAAAAAUUCUUCAAACACGAAUUCAAUCAAAUGAUGAUCCAUCUUAUCAACCAUUGGUAGUAAUCAGUGAUAAUGAUAAUUCCGAUGAAGAAAAUUUUGUUUCACCUAUACAUAAAUUAACAAAAAAUGAAUUACGUGAAGAAUUAAAAUUAUUUCGCCAAGAUAAUGAUUCGAUUGGAAAUAAUCUUCAUAAUACUUUACUUAAUAACAAUGACAAUGAUGAUGAUGAUGAUGCAGAUGAUAUUGAAUUUCGUACUUAUCAAUCAACAAAACGUUCUAUUUGCUGUGAUCAAUAUACAUGUUCAUUCAAAGGAAGUUUUUGUACAAUAUCAUAG
Molecule: messenger RNA, 498 nt
Organism: Rotaria sp. Silwood1
Lineage: Eukaryota; Metazoa; Rotifera; Eurotatoria; Philodinida; Philodinidae
Source: the annotation of a GenBank genome assembly